AUGUCUCAUCUUCUACAAUCUAUUUUUCCACCCUCUCGCCAAGUAUCCAGGUCCCCGACUGGCAGCAGCAACUCCCUUGUGGGUUAUUUGGUCCUACUACAAAGGCAAGACACCGUGGGAUCUUUUGGAUCUUCAUAA
This is a messenger RNA of Colletotrichum lupini, 138 nucleotides long. RefSeq lists its product as uncharacterized. The coding region runs from base 1 to 138 and encodes 45 amino acids. NCBI's taxonomy places the organism in Eukaryota, Fungi, Ascomycota, Sordariomycetes, Glomerellales, Glomerellaceae. The transcript has a single exon. The record is from RefSeq and is a predicted model, not a curated record.